AUGCAGUGUGGAGUCACGGAAAUAGACGCGCUAUCACGCAUCGCCGCUGGCCUGAUUGUCAGGGUUGAUUACGCGAUGGACCGGCUCUUGAGCCUCCUUCCAAGGACGGCUCCUCUACAGAUACAGGUCCCUAACAUCGCGACCACCAAGAUCGAGCCUCCCCGACCGGAAGAUAUCGCUAUACAAAAGGCUCUUGAUGAGGUCCUUGAGUAUCAUAGAGUUCACUGGCCUAAGAAUACAACGAAAAACUAUGAGCCAAAGCAGAAGGAGUGGAAGGCCUGGUGCAAAAAGAUGGGCUUCAAGGAAGGUGGCAGAUAUCUUCCAGGAGACUAUGUUGACGAAGGGAAGCUCCUCCUCUUUAUUAAAGAGGAAGUUGCCAGCCGCCCUCCACGCCGCGGACAGAGGCUCAAGGCAGAGAGGAAGCGCAAGAGAACAGCAGCAGUAGAAGUACUGUCAGAAGGGCCUCCCUCUAAGCGGAAGAGAGAGAAGAUCAGUGUUCCCUCUAUGGCGUUUGAAGAGCUACCUAUUGAGAGCGAUGAUGACGAGGCUUGCUCUGAACUUGUCCUGAUGUACAAUACUGUACGAAGCUAUUGCUCUGCUAUUAAUAAGCUCUGGGCACAUCAGACCUUAUUAGGCCUCCAUAAUGCAGCGCGGCCACAGAGGUUUACGGAACGUGGGCUAGCUACUAUACGAGAUGGAUAUGUUGCUUCUCAGAUUCCUAAUCUUACAAGAAAGAUCUAUUCUCAAUGCCCCUAUCUAAUGAAGGGCCAAAAGGCAAAGGCUGGUGUCUUAUUACUCGAUAGCACAGCGGCAUCCUGGACCCGACGCCUAUAUAGUGAGGCAGUGAUCAAGAGCUCCAAGGUAACACAUGCAGGACGGGUCUCUGGGGCCAGACUUGCUGAGUUGAAUGGAGUCUCUGAAGAUCAGAUUUGCUGGGGCGGUCGCUGGAAUGCAGACCAGAUGACUGAUUGUUACUUGACUACUCUGCCUCGAUCCUUCAUGCGUGGUAUUGCAGAUUUUGACCCUGACUGGUCAUCAAGCUAUUACUUGCCUCGGGAGACUGUCUGCCCUCCACCAGUAUUAUUAAAGCAAUAUAAGGCCUUUGAGUUAGAUAUUCAUAUGGCUGUUACAACAGCCAUGGAAGAAGAUCCUCAUUCUAUCGCUAUUCAAAAGGCCAUCCCUGCUGUAAACGACCGGCUUUCCACUAUUAAUGACUUUAUUAGUGGUACCUUCACCUAUCAAUUCGUGCCUAGAGGCCAGAUUGUUCCGCCCCCUAUCACAGGAGCAGUCUUUAGCCCUACAGCGCCUAUUCAACUUCCUGUGACGGCGCUUGAGAAAACUUCACAGGCACCGCAAUAUCGUAUGUCGAGGAACACUACAACAAUCCCAGAACUGUGGAAAGAGUGGACUGUCGGGCUCAAUGGCCAGCUUUCAAUUAAGAGGCUCGAUGAGCUCUAUGGCUCUGGCUAG
Molecule: messenger RNA, 1470 nt
Organism: Talaromyces stipitatus ATCC 10500
Lineage: Eukaryota; Fungi; Ascomycota; Eurotiomycetes; Eurotiales; Trichocomaceae
Exons: 8
Coding region: 1-1470 (489 amino acids)
Biological process (GO): positive regulation of ribosomal protein gene transcription by RNA polymerase II
Molecular function (GO): RNA polymerase II cis-regulatory region sequence-specific DNA binding; DNA-binding transcription factor activity, RNA polymerase II-specific
Source: RefSeq, a predicted model, not a curated record